Leguminivora glycinivorella is the source of this 3965-nucleotide messenger RNA. It is a transcript of the gene yata, whose product is annotated as N-terminal kinase-like protein. Lineage: Eukaryota; Metazoa; Arthropoda; Insecta; Lepidoptera; Tortricidae. Gene Ontology annotation, biological process: protein phosphorylation. The record is from RefSeq and is a predicted model, not a curated record. Gene Ontology annotation, molecular function: ATP binding; protein kinase activity; protein binding. The coding region runs from base 166 to 2601 and encodes 811 amino acids. The transcript has 14 exons.
UUUCUCGUAAAUGUUUAUAAGGGAUUUAAAUGUUUAAAAGGUGUUAUAAUUGAAAAUAAUUAUAUUUAUAAUUAAAUAGUCCUUCAUAUUUCUUGUGAUUUAAGUAACUGCACCCAUUAGCAAUCAUGAAUUCCAGUUGAAAAGAAGUGUUGAUAAAAACGCAAUAUGUGGUCGUUUUUCUCGCGAGAUCCUACAAAGGAUUUUCCUUAUGAAGUGGGUGAUCCGGUGCGCGGUUUAGAAGAUAAGACUGUAUGGUCUUUGCACAAGGGAAAGAAGAGGGGUACGCAAGAUGAAGUAUCGAUAUUCCUGUUCGACGUUCAAAAGAAUUCGGAAACGAUGUUCGACGUAGCAAAGGCCUCACUCAAGAAACUUAAGACUAUGAGACACCCUAGCCUUUUACAUUAUUUAGAUAGCUGUGAAACUGAGAAAUUUUUAUAUGUAGCUACAGAAUAUGUAGAGCCUUUAGCUACCCACAUAGAUGAUAUGAAACUUGAAGGCCAACAAAAAGACUUGUUCUUAGCUUGGGGAAUUUUCCAAAUUACUAGAGCACUAUCAUUUUUCAAUAAUGAUGGUAACCUGAGACACAACAAUGUGUGCUUAUAUUCUGUCUUCGUCACACAAGCCGGGGAAUGGAAGCUGGGAGGGUUUGAGUUCCUCACGUCACAUGGACAGGACACGUCAAACCCUAUUCCUAUUAAAAUUCUGCCAGCACUUGAAAUAUAUGAUCCUCCGGAGAAGAAGGAUCCAUCUAAACUGAAGGCAGUUACAAAAUGUUCGUCAGACAUGUGGGGCCUAGGCUGCCUCAUCUGGGAGGCCUUCAACGGCCCCCUCAAAAGUCAACCAGCCCUCAAGACACUGGACAGCAUUCCUAAGCAGCUCUGCACUCUGUAUUGUGAGCUGGUCAGUGCCAACCCUACUUCGAGGCCCAACCCUGCGGAUAUUAUUACAAGGUGUCGAAAAAUAGGUGGCUACUUCAAAAACGACCUUAUAGACACCAUGCUGUUUCUAGAAGAGAUCCAAAUCAAGGAUAAAAUCGAGAAGGGCCGGUUCUUCUCCACUUUGAGCUCAUACUUGGACAACUUUCCGGAGGCUGUGUGUGUUCAUAAAAUACUGCCCCAGUUGUUGACGGCGUUCCAUUAUGGGGACGCAGGGUCGGCGGUACUGACGCCUAUGUUCAAGCUAGGGAAACUGCUAGACGAGGAGUCAUACCAAAAGCAGAUUGUGCCAUGCGUAGUGAAACUGUUCGCGUCAAACGAUCGCACCACGCGGUCGCGACUGCUGCAGCAAUUAGACCAGUUCAUCAUGCAUUUGCAGAACUCUACUGUAAAUGACCAAAUAUUCCCACAAGUUGUACACGGUUUCUUAGACACAAACCCGGUGAUACGAGAACAGACUGUCAAGUCCAUAGUGCAUCUGGCGUCAAAGCUCAACUACAACAAUCUCAAUGUAGAGGUGCUCAGGCACUUUGCGAGACUGCAGUCUAAAGAUGACCAGGGCGGCAUAAGGACAAACACCACAGUGUGCCUAGGCAAGGUGGCAGCGCACUUGCACCCGCAGAUCCGACAGAAGGUCCUCGUCUCGGCGUUCGUGCGAGCCACCCGCGACGCCUUCCCGCCGGCGCGGCAAGCCGGAGUGCUGGCGCUGGCCGCUACGCAGCAGUACUUCUUGCUGGCUGAGGUGGCUAAUAGAGUGCUGCCGGCGCUGUGUCCUUUGACUAACGAUCCCGAGAAACAGGUUCGUGACGCGGCGUUCAGGACUAUCAAGGGCUUCCUCGGCAAGUUAGAGAAGGUUUCAGAAGAUCCAAGUCUCAAGGAAGGAAUGGAGGCGGACGUCCACACAGCGACGCCAUCGCUCAGCAACGCGGCAGCGACGUGGGCCGGCUGGGCGGUCACCGCCGUCACCGCUAAGUUCUACCGCUCGCACUCCGACACGGCGCGGGCGCAGCACCCCAAGUCUGUGCUGUCCAAACCAGGAUCGUUAGAGCAACCGUCAUCUUCGAGCAUGUCGACUACAACUUCGUCAGUAACAUCAAUGACGUCACUUGAGCACAGCGAAUCCGCGUCUGACUACGAUCCUGACCACUGGGAUAUGGCGGCGUGGGGCGAGAUAGACUCGAGCGCGGGCACGGGAGCGAGCGCCAACUCGCCGGCGAGUAGCGGCAGCGCGGCCGCCGCGGCGCCGCUCAACACGCUGUGCGAGGACGACUGGGACAACGAGGAGUGGGGCACGCUGCAGGAACAACCCUCUGCCGAAGCUGAACUGGUGAGUCCAUCAGAAACGUGGAACAACUCCGCUUGGACAGAGCCUCCGGUCAACAACGCUAAUGCUACAUACGUGCGCCCGGCACUUCAACACAAGGAGCAUCGGCUGGCGGCGCAGCAAAACAGUAACGACUCGCUCGGCGGCUGGGAGGACGGGGAAUUUGAACCUAUUGAGGAGAACGCUGAUGAAAACAACGCCUCUAAAAUGGACGAGAUCCGACGAAAGCGCGAAGAGCGCAAACUACAACGACAGAGAGAGAUGGAAGCGCGACGCAGCGCUAGAGGCCAAGGCCCUAUGAAACUUGCUACCAAGCUCACUGCGCCGCCACCGCCUUUCUAAUACUAAGGUAUUGGUAACCCUCUAUAGUGUGAAGAGUGCAAACUACAACGUCAGAGAGAGAUGAAAGCGCGAUGUCAAAAACUUGUGGAACUCGCUAGCUCGGGCCAGCGCUUUUCUAGGCAAUUUAAGGUAACAUUGAUAACCCUAUCAAAUUGUGGAGGCAGUAGUUUGCACUGCAGUGGUAAACCUGUCAAAAGUGUGGAGACGGGUUUGCACUGCUAAGAGACAUACGGAAGAGAGAAACUUCUAAGCUGAUAGCGCUUCAAUUGUCAUUUUAAACUCCAAAUAGAAUAUAAUGGUAACUCUAAGAAGGCUAGCUCAAAUGAAGCCUCGAAACUAAACUGUGUGGUGUCGUCAUAGACCAAUGUAAUUUCUAUAAAACUGAGAAAUGUCAUACAACAUGGUAAAUCUAGCACAUAACAUAAUCUUGUGCAUAUUUGGCCAUGUUGAGUGCUCAUAUGAAAGUUCUCUCAGAUGUUCAAACAACACUUUACAAAAUGUACGAAAUAUAUGACAAAUCUUUUGAUGGCCUUCUGUGAUAUGGCUUUGCAUGAAUGUGGCACUUUCGCCAAACAAAAAUGUGUUUUAUCUAAACGAGAUAAAAGUGAUUGUUGGUAAAGCAGAGCUUUUAUCCUACCCCUCUAGCACAACUUGCCUUGUCGCGCGCGAGUCCAUACUUGAAAUCGCGCUUGAAGUAAGCAAGUUGUGCUAAUAGGGUAUGAUCUUACCACACAUUCUAAAACAGGGGUUCUCAAACUUUCAAGUCUUUUUUAAUGUUCAUUUGUUGAUAAUUGAUGAAAAUAGAAUCUUCAUUGACUUUAAAUAGCUUGAAUGGUAAAAGGUUGCGAAACACUGUUUUAAAAUGCUACUAUUAUCAUUACUGUAGAUAAUAUUGUAUUAUUUAUUGUUAUUCAAAUUGAUAUUUUUAGUUAUCUCAAGUUUUAAUUAUUAUAUAAGUACUAAAUAUGUAUUUAUAACAAAAUCACUGCAGCAAAUGAAGCGAAAACGUCAAAAUGUUGAUUAGUAGCUCUGAAUGAAUGGGAACAAGUUAUAACUGAUGCACCAAUAGAUCGUUCCAGUGAGAUUAGAACCAAUAAGGCGUUUUAAUUUAAUAAAAACAGUUAUUCUAAAAAAAUAUUUCUACUUUAUAAUUUUCGCGACUAAAAAUGUAGGAAGAGUCGUCGUGGCAACUACACCGUAGACAUAUUCUCGUGAAAUGACCUAAAGUGUUCAUUUCAUUCGAAAAGGUACCACUCUGAGGGUCAAUAAGCGAUUUCUAUUUGCAUACAUAUAUACUUACAUACACUCAGGCAUGUUUCCCAGAGGGGUAGGCAAAUAAUGCCUUAGUGAUAUAAAGUGGUACU